Molecule: messenger RNA, 3408 nt
Organism: Nycticebus coucang (slow loris)
Lineage: Eukaryota; Metazoa; Chordata; Mammalia; Primates; Lorisidae
Gene: ZNF554
Product: zinc finger protein 554
Exons: 6
Coding region: 1-1899 (632 amino acids)
Biological process (GO): negative regulation of transcription by RNA polymerase II
Molecular function (GO): DNA-binding transcription repressor activity, RNA polymerase II-specific
Source: RefSeq, a predicted model, not a curated record
AUGAGUUUUCUCUUCGCAGAGCUGACAGGCUCCCCACAUGCCCAGGACCAGGUGCCUGGAAGCGUCGUGCCCCGCAGCCUGCGGGGACUUGUAGUUUGCAGGCUCGUGGUGCGCAGGCGCGAUGCCGAUCCGCGGCCACGCGCGUCCGCGGGCGACGGCAGGAAUUCACGAGGGGGCGGGACCAUCCACUCCGAACGCCGAGGGGCAGAGCAGAGCUGGGGGUCGCAAGGCCUGCGUGGGCCGCUUCUGCCGCGGGGGAGCUGCGCGGCUUCUAGCCUCGUGGUCCGAGGGUCACCUGCGCCCACGUGGGGCCCGCACUGCCCUCUGCUGGCUCAGGAACCCUCAUUUUCCCAAGAGGAGAGAAUGGCUUCUGGGUACCUGCCCCCCUGGUCCCAGGAAUCAGUGACCUUCAAGGAUGUGGCCAUGGACUUCUCUCAGGAGGAGUGGGAGCUCCUGGACCCUGCUCAAAGGAACCUGUACAGAGAGGUGAUGUUGGAGAACUAUAGGAACCUUGUCUCCCUGGAAGCCUUGAAGAACCAAAGCACUUACACAGGUAUUGAGGAUGGUCCAUUUUCCCCAGCACAAACCCCUCAAGACACCAGACUUUCUCCACGGACAGGGUAUUCACUCUUUAAGUCAGUGAGGUCUGUCUACUUGGAGCAAAGAGAAGCCCUGUGGAUGAAGCAAAAAGGAUUUCCCCAAGCCUCCUGUUCAGAUUGGGAGACUAAACUGAAAAAUCAAGAAUCAACUUGCAAGAAGGUGGUUUUGGAGGAAGAACCAUCUAGUGCUAUGAAUAUAAGGCUUAUAAUAGAAGACUGGGGAUGUGACCAGUCCAAGAAGACCCAUGAUGACCCCCAGGGGCUUUUGAGGCAAAUGACAUCCAUCCAAAUAAAGGCAGUUGCUCAGGAAGAAGCAAUGACAUGGUGUGGAUUUGGAGGUGUUAGUAAUCUGAGCUCAGACCAUAUUAUAUUACAGGGAACCUCUAUAGGAAAAUGUGUCAGUGCCAGUGAGCUAAAUGUCAAGAAUUUGGCAUCUGAUUUAAUCUUAAACUGUCAUCAGAUCCAAUAUGCAGAUCAGACACCCUGUGAAAGUAAUGAAUUUGGAAAUUCCAUCAGCCAAAAUGGUCAGCUUAUUCAACAUGAAAGAACUGAAACAGGGGAUAUGACAUCUGUAUAUGUGGAAAGUGGAAAAUCAGUGAAUCAUAGUGUGGCUCUUAAUGUACACAACAAAAUUAAUAUAGCGGAGAAACCCUUUGAAUGUCACCAGUGUGGGAAGGUGUUUAACCGGAGACAUUCUUUGAGUGAACAUCAGAGAAUUCAUACGGGAGAGAAACCAUAUGAGUGUCAGGAAUGUGGGAGAGCCUUCACACACAGCUCUACCCUUACUCGCCAUCUGAGGACUCAUACUGGAGAGAGGCCCUACAGGUGCAGUGAAUGUGGUAAAGCCUUCAACAGGAUUUCAUCUCUGACACAACAUCAGAGGAUUCACACAGGGGAAAAGCCCUAUAAAUGCAAAGACUGUGGAAAAUCCUUCUGCCAAAGCUCUUACCUGAUUUUGCAUAAGAGAACACACACAGGAGAGAAGCCCUAUGAAUGUAAUGAAUGUGGAAAAGCCUUCAGCGAUCGUUCCUCUCUCAACCAGCAUGAGCGAACUCACACUGGGGAGAACCCCUAUGAAUGUAACCAGUGUGGAAGAGCUUUCAGCCAGAGGUCUUCCCUCGUGAGGCAUGAGAGAACUCACACUGGAGAGAAACCUUAUAGCUGUGUCAAAUGUGGGAAAGCAUUCAGCCAGAGCUCCUCCCUUAUUACACAUAAGAAAACUCACACUAGCCAGAAAACUUACAGAAUAAUAGACUGUGGGAAAGCGUUUUAUCAGAGCAGCCACCUUAUUGGAUUUUAGUGAUUGCAUGCUACCUUGUAAAAGCACCCCUCAGCACUCUGACACUUAAAUGUGGUUAGACUUUGCCCUAGAGUGAUGGGUGUAGGUUCAUAUCAUAUUCUUAAAAGAAAGCUCUGAGGUCUGGAACUGAGAAAUCACCAUUAAGCUAUACCAAAUGAACUCCAUCCUCUUAGAAAAGAUUGCCCAGUGGGAAUGCUAACAUGGAAUGGGAUUUUGCUAAGCAAUCCCAUGUUAGGCUCAGCACCUGUAGCUCAAGCAGCUAAGGCGCCAGCCACAUACACCAGAACUGGCAGGUUCAAAUCUAGCCCGGGCCUGCUAAAUAACAAUGACAACUGCAACUAAAAAAUAGCUGGGCAUUGUGGCAGGUGCCUGUAGUCCCAGCUACUUGGGAGGCUGAGGCAAGAGAAUCACUUAAGCCUAGGAGUUGGAGGUUGCUGUGAGCUGUGAUGCCACAGCACUCUACCGGGGGCAAUACAGUGAGACUGUCUCAAAAAAAAGAAAGAAAGAAAUCACAUGUUAAUUUAGUUACUGAAACCAAAGGUACUCUGUUUUAACUUCCAACUUAUUAUUUCAAUGUUCAAUAUUCUUUUUUUUUUUUUAUUAAAUCAUAGCUGUGGGCGGCGCCUGUGGCUCAGUCGGUAAGGCGCCGGCCCCAUAUACCAAGGGUGGCGGGUUCAAACCCGGCCCUGGCUGAACUGCAAACCAAAAAAUAGCUGGGCGUUGUGGUGGGCACCUGUAGUCCCAGCUACUCGGGAGGCUGAGGCAGGAGAAUCGCUUAAGCCCAGGAGUUGGAGGUUGCUGUGAGCUGUGUGAUGCCAUGGCACUCUACCGAGGGCGAUAAAGUGAGACUCUGUCUCUACAAAAAAAAAAAAAAAUCACAGCUGUCUACAUUGAUAUAUUCAUGGGGCAUCAUUCACUAGCUUCACAGACCGUUUACCAAGUUUCACAUAUACCCUUGUAAGAUGCACCUCAAUGUUCACUAUUCUUGUGCAACAAUUUACUCAGUCAUUCUACCCUGUGGUCACUUAGGUAGAUCCUAAUUUUCCUCAUGUGCUACUUUGGCAAAGCAGAGUGUGUGCUAAGAUGACAAGUGCUUUGGAUGUGAAAUAAGAAAAUAAAGGAUCCAAUGAAGUCAAAAUAUGUAUAUAUACAAAGGGACAAAGGCUGGACAGAGAUUUUGAGAAAUGAAUAGUUUAUCUGAUUAUUAGUCAAGAUUAUCAUUAUGUAUGAUUUUUGUGUCAUUUGCUAUUUAUUGCAGUAGUCAUUUUGACAGUGAAUAAAAAUGAAACAGCACUAGAAAUUGGAUGGGAUAUGGAACUUCAUUGAUCAAUCAGAGUAGAUUGUGAAUUACAAAAUGGAAGAGAUACAGUAGAGUGGGUUUUGGAAAAUGGAGAAGUUUAGCUAUCUUUGGCCUGAGAAAAGUCCCAACUGUGAGAUGUACUUGACAGAGUAGAAACUAACAGUGGUGUUAUACAUCAUCAUUAAAAUUUAUUAAAUGCUUACUGUAUG